AUGGUGAUCCUUCAGGUGAAGAAUGAUACGAGGGAGAUCUUGAACGUCCUCGCUGAUGAUAGCCCGGUAUAUGAUGGGCAAGGUAUCGUGAAUCGGGUGGUUCCGAUAUUGAACGACGAGGGCGAAGAUGAGGUGGGAGGUGAUGAGACGAUCGAGGUUCUACGGCGGGGUAUUGAUGAUGUUCAUCGCCAUGAUAAGGUGGUUGGUUGA
This is a messenger RNA of Sclerotinia sclerotiorum 1980 UF-70, 210 nucleotides long. RefSeq lists its product with no specific name. Bases 1 to 210 code for a protein of 69 amino acids. Lineage: Eukaryota; Fungi; Ascomycota; Leotiomycetes; Helotiales; Sclerotiniaceae. The record is from RefSeq and is a predicted model, not a curated record. The transcript has a single exon.